GAGGCGGGGGCGGCUCCGUCCCGCAGACCGCUCCGCCACCGAGGCACUGCCGCCGCUGGAGUCACGGCCGACCCGAGGAGGAGGAGGAGAAGAAGAAGGAGAAGAUGCCGGCGGGACGCUGAAAGAAAUGAACUUUUUGGAUACCCUAUGGGGAGAUGCGUCCUUGACAUGGAGCAUAUGUUUGGUCAUCUUCAAUCUGAGGCAACAGUAUGUGUGCUACAUAUAACAGAAAGAGACCAGCUGAAUGGCUACGUCACAAUAAGAAAUUGGUCUAAAAAUGUUAGUGUUUCAUGCCACUAAUGUAAGGUUGGGAAAGCCUAGUAACCCAACAGUCAAAAGAAUUACUUUUUUGUAAAAGCCAGUUCAAAAAGAACAAGCAGUCAAUAUAUAUUUUACCAUGUGUUCCCUGAUUAUUUAGCACUGAAUCUUUCAUUACACUGAAAUCAUGGUGUGAGGAUUGGUGGACAGUGUCCCCCGCCCACCAUCCCCGGCACACAUCUGGCAACUAAAGACUGUGUCAAGAUGACCUCUGAGGAGAUGAGAGCAUCUGUUCUCCUCUCUGUGGUACGGGGUAAAGUGAUACCUGCUCAGUCAGCUGGAGAUGAAAAUACUGAAAAUGCUUUGGACACCAGUGUUAUAAAAAGACAUACUACCAGUUCAGGAAGGCAAACCACACAUACUCUGUCAUACUUACACAGACUGGAAGAAGAAAGUCUUCAGGGCUCAGUGCCCAAAAUAUUCUCUCUGGCAAAAGAACAACUGACUAAUGACAAGAGUAAUGAAAACUUCUGGGAUAGGAGCAGCUCCAUCCCUAAUCCAGUGGAAUUUCUUAACAUUAACUGUAACAUUGUACAGAAAAACUACAAGAGCAGUAUCCCCUGCAGCCAGUUGUAUCAAUCUUGUGAUCCUUUAGCAGGGGGAGAGGCAUGCCUGGAAACUGGAAUUCCUGUUUCACUGGAAAGAGCCAUGCUUGCUGAAAUUCAGUUGAAAGUGAAUGGACCUUCAUUAAGAAACCAGACAGCAGUAAAUAAGAAUGACAGCGGUGAUCCUGACAAAGUGGCCUUUUUUCACUUACAUUGUGCUGGUGAAAGGAAUAUAUCAAAGGCUUUGUGCAGUUUACACAACAGCUUCAUUUUGGAUGACUGCUUGCAGCCCGUGAGCGUUGGUGAUGGUAAUACCUCUGGUUCCUCAGCCUGCACUUGCAGCAUAAUGGAGUUGACUAAUAAUUCCGAGAAUGAAAAUGGGCAGCAGUUGUAUGAAGAUGCUUUAAGGGAUAAGUAUUUAUGUCUGGAAAGAGCACCACGAAAGGUUAAAGUGGCGUGCUCAGGUCACAACUUCUAUGGAAAUAAUUUUACUGGAAGAAUGCCCUCAAAGCCCUUUCUGAGCCAUUUUGAAGACUGCAAUGAUAACUGUGAAGAUGAGUUGGAAGAGGAUUUUUUUCGAAACAAAAAGGAACGUUCUACUCUAUUAAUAAGACGUUUCUGUAAAAAUGAUAAGGAGGUUAAAAAAUCAGUUUAUACUGGAACGAGAGCAAUUGUUAGGACUUCACCUUCAGGGCACAUAGGAACUGUUGCUUGGAAUUAUGUUGAGCAAAGGAGAAACAAUGGUGGCUUGAAGCUUUCUAGGAUUACAACAGAACAGCUAACUGUAAUUCAGUCCUUAAUAAAAUGGAAGUUUAAUUCCUGCCUUGAGAAGUCUUUAUGGUAUGAGGUCUUCAGUACAGUGAGAGAAGAAGAGGAGGGAGCAGAAGAUAUUUUUGAAUAUAUUCCUCAUCUUCGGAGAAAGCUCCCAACAUUUGUUACAGUCUGUAUUUGUAAAGAUGAUGGAUUUUGUGUAAAACCAUGUGUAGCAGAUGCUUACUGUCAAUAUCGUGCCACUUUACAGAGGACUGCACUCUCUAACUAUAUAACUGGUGCUUUACUAGAAGCAACUACAUCAUUAGGAGCAAGAAGUGGUCUUUUAAAUAUCUUUGGAGGAUCAACUGGAAGAACAAUGCUUAAAGAACGUCAAGCGUGUACAUCUAUGGCUGGCUCCAGCAUCCUUCCCUCCAACGUUGCUGGGAUCAGCAAAGAGCUGAUCGAACUGCAGCACCUCAUCCAGUUCCCAGAGGAGGUUGCCAGCAUUCUGACCGAGCAGGAGCAAGAGCUCUACCGGAAAGUCUUACCCAUUGACUACCUCUGCUUUUUAACCAGGGAUUUGGGUAAUGCUGAAUGUCAAAGCAAGCUGCCAUCUAUUAAGGCUUCCAUAUCUGCUACCAUUCUUUCUUCUCCCAAUGGUGAACAUAAUGCUGUAGAAGACCUUGUGACAAGGUUUAAUGAGGUGAGCUCGUGGGUUACCUGGCUGAUCCUGACUGCAGGUUCUAUGGAGGAGAAACGAGAAGUCUUCUCAUAUUUAGUACAUGUGGCAAAAUGCUGCUGGAAUAUGGGCAACUACAAUGCUGUAAUGGAAUUUCUGGCAGGGCUAAGGUCAAGAAAAGUUUUAAAAAUGUGGCAGUUUAUGGACCAGUCUGAUAUUGAAACCAUGCGAAGUCUGAAAGACGCUAUGGCACAACAUGAGUCAUCAUCGGAAUAUAGGAAAGUGGUCAACCGGGCCCUCAAUAUUCCAGGCUGUAAAGUUGUUCCUUUCUGUGGUGUAUUUUUAAAAGAGCUUUGUGAAGUUUUGGAUGGAGCAUCAAGCCUCAUCAGACUCUGUCCACGAUAUAACUCCCAGGAAGAAACGUUAGAGUUUGUUUCAGAUUACAGUGGACAAGAUAAUUUCUUGCAACGAGUAGGUCAAGAUGGUUUAAAUAAUCCAGAAAAAGAAUCAACAACAAACAGUAUCUUUCAAACUAUCCGGAGCUGCAAUCGCAGUUUGGAAUCUGAGGAGGGUGAAGAUAAUGUUAGUGAAGGGAGCGAUUCAAGAAAAAACUCUUUGAAGGACAGAAACCGGUACCAAUUUAUAAUUGGAGACCUUUCAGAUUCUGAAAGUGACAUAUUUGAGCAGUUGAAGGAAUGGGACACAAAUUCAACAGAAGAGCAACAAAAGGCUUUCUGCCAUGGGAUAGAACUCAUUCCCUGGUACGUGUUAUCUAUCAGGGCUGAUGUCCAUCAGUUCAUGCAACAAGGGGCAACCGUCAUUCAUUAUGACCAGGAGACACAUCUCUCAGCACGGUGCUUUCUUCAACUUCAGCCUGACAAUAGUACUUUGACUUGGACAAAACCCACAACAGUUUGCCCUGCAAAUGCUAAGGCAAAACUGAGCAUGCUGGGUAAUACUGCUGAGCUUGGUAAAUACCAGUUUCUUGGUAAUACUGGACUGGUGGAAGGUUUUUUGGACUUGUUUUCAGCCAAGGCUGUAUAUAUGGGACACUCGGGCAUUGAUAUGCACACUGUGUGUGUUCAAAAUAAACUGUGUAAUAUGUCCCUUGAAGAAAAUGGUAUAACACUACUUUAUGGACUUCAGACUACUGACAAUAAGUUGCUGCACUUUGUUGCUCCAAAAUAUACUGCCAGAAUGCUGUAUGAUGGAUUGCUGGAAUUGACUAAAGCUGUAAGAAAAAUGAGGAAAUUCCCUGAUCAAAGACUACAGUGGCUACGGAAACAGUAUGUCAGCCUUUACCAGGAGGAUGGAAGGUUUGAAGGCCCAACUUUGGCUCAGGCUGUUGAACUGUUUGGAGGCAGACGAUGGAGUGCAAGAAACACAAGCACGGGAUCUCUCACCAAAAGCACUGAGAAACCUAAUGUACAGAGAAACAACACUCUGGGAAUAAGCACAGCUAAGAAAAAGAAGAAAGUACUCAUAAGGGGUGAAAGUGGAGAGGCCACCGAUGAUGAAAUGGCAACACGGAAGGCAAAAAGCUGUAAGGAAUAUCGUAAUAGAAGUGGCUCAGAUCCUCAAGAUAUUGAUGAACAAGAAGAACCAGAUCAAAAUAUUAUUAUUAAUGCUUCUCCAUCUAACAACCUGCCAUCAAGAAGAGCUCACUCUCUGACAGCAUCGGGGUCUCCAAACUUAGGAGCUACGUCACCUUCACCAGCAAGACCAGUCUCCUCUCCUGUAAUAUCUUCAAGCAAGAGUCAGUCUAGCACAUGGAGCAGCAGUAGCUGGCAUGGCCGCGUUAAAGGAGGAAUGAAGGGGUUUCAGAACUUCAUGGUGUCUGAUAGUAACAUGACUUUUGUGGAAUUUGUAGAGCUCUUCAAAUCUUUCAGCGUCCGUAGCCGCAAGGAUCUGAAAGACCUUUUCGACAUCUAUGCUGUGCCUUGCAACCGAUCCGGCUUAGACCCUGCUCCACUUUAUACUAAUUUGAAAAUUGAUGAAAAUACCAGCGGAUUCCAGCCUGAUUUAGAUUUGUUGACUAGAAAUGUUUCAGACCUUGGUUUGUUCAUUAAGAGCAGGCAGCAGCUAUCAGACAACCAGAGGCAAAUAUCUGAUGCUAUUGCUGCUGCCAGCAUUGUUACCAACGGUACUGGAGUUGAAAGCACAUCGCUGGGAAUAUUUGGAGUGGGAAUCCAGCAGCUAAACGACUUCCUUGUGAAUUGCCAAGGAGAGCACUGUACCUAUGAUGAAAUCCUCAGUAUUAUCCAGAAAUUUGAACCCAGUGUGAAUAUGUGCCAGCAAGGGCUGCUAUCUUUUGAAGGAUUUGCAAGAUUUUUGAUGGAUAAAGACAACUUUGCCUCCAAAAAUGAUGAAUCACAGGAGAAUGCUGAGGACUUGAACUUUCCUCUCUCCUAUUACUACAUAGAAUCUUCACACAACACUUACCUUACUGGCCAUCAGCUUAAAGGGGAGUCCUCAGUAGAGCUCUACAGCCAGGUUCUUUUGCAAGGCUGCAGAAGUGUAGAAUUAGACUGCUGGGAUGGUGAUGACGGGAUGCCUAUCAUUUAUCAUGGUCACACUCUUACUACUAAGAUCUCUUUUAAGGAGGUGGUUGAAGCUAUCGAUCGCAAUGCAUUCAUCACUUCCGACAUGCCAGUUAUCAUAUCCAUAGAAAACCACUGCUCAUUGCCUCAGCAACGCAAGAUGGCUGAAAUCUUCAAGAAUGUAUUUGGAGAUAAGUUGGUGACAAAGUUUUUAUUUGAGAGUGACUUUUCUGAUGAUCCCAUGCUUCCUUCCCCUGGCCAACUGAGAAGAAAAAUCCUGCUUAAAAACAAGAAGCUGAAAGCCCAUCAAACACCAGUGGAUAUAUUGAAACAAAAGGCUCACCAGCUGGCACAUUUGCAAGCACAGGCUAGCAAUGGUGCUAGCAACCCCACACCUACCAAUGAAGAGGAAGAAGAUGAAGAGGAUGAAUAUGACUAUGACUAUGAAUCUCUCUCUGACGAUAACAUCCUUGAAGACCGACCUGAGAAUAAAUUAUCAAGUGAUAAACUGCAGUUCGAAUACAAUGAAGAGACUGCCAAACGACUAAAGAAAGCUGAUUGUGCCACUUACAAUAAUAAAGGAAAGGUUUACGACAUGGAGCUGGGUGAAGAAUUCUAUCUUCUGCAAAAUAAGAAGGAAAGCAGACAAAUAGCCCCAGAGCUAUCAGAUCUUGUCAUUUACUGUCAAGCCGUGAAGUUCCCUGGCUUGUCAACUCUAAACCCAUCUGGCUCUAGCAGAGGAAAAGAAAGAAAAAGCAGGAAGUCCAUUUUUGGCAACAAUCCUGGCAGGCUGAGCCCUGGGGAGUCAGCUGCGCUUGCCAAAGCAUCUGGAAAAGGUCCUUUGGAUGUGAUGCGGCAAACCUGGGAAGAUCCUUGCUCUCCUUACAACUCCCCAGCCUCUCUCAGUGCCAUCAUCAGGACGCCCAAGUGCUACCACAUCUCCUCCCUGAACGAGAACGCUGCCAAACGGCUGUGCAGGCGCUACUCCCAGAAGCUGAUCCAGCACACCACCUGCCAGCUCCUGAGGACCUACCCUGCUGCCACUCGCAUCGACUCCUCAAAUCCCCAUCCACUGAUCUUCUGGCUCCAUGGGGUACAGCUUGUGGCUCUGAACUACCAAACAGAUGAUCUUCCUCUGCAACUUAAUGCAGCAAUGUUUGAGGCUAACGGUGGCUGCGGAUAUGUUUUGAAACCUCCAGUUCUGUGGGAUAAAAAUUGUUCAAUGUACCAGCAGUUUUGUCCAUUGGAAAGAGAUUUUGAUAAUAAGGAGCCAGCUAUAUAUUCUUUAACAAUCGUGUCUGGACAGAACGUGUGCCCCAGCAAUAGCACGGGCAGUCCAUGCAUUGAAAUCGAUGUGCUGGGGAUGCCUCUGGACAGCUGCCACUUCCGCACAAAGCCCAUUCAUCGCAAUACUCUCAACCCCAUGUGGAAUGAACAGUUCCUUUUCCGGAUUCACUUUGAGGAUUUGGUCUUUCUCCGGUUCGCAGUUGUUGAAAAUAACAGCUCAGCUGUGACAGCUCAGAGAAUCAUUCCCCUCAAAGCGCUAAAGAGAGGCUACAGACAUGUCCAGCUCCAUAACCUGCACAAUGAAACAUUAGAGAUUUCCAGUUUGUUUAUAAACAGUCGGAGAAUGGAAGAAAGUCCCUCUGGAAACACUCUGCCUGCAUCUACGUCGUUUAGCCUGGGAGAAAGGAAAGCUGCUGUGACUUACAAAGUGACAGUUCAUGGAAUUCCAGGCCCGGAGCCUUUCACUGUUUUUAAUGUAAGUGCGGGGACCACGGCUGCACAGCUGCUCCAUCAGCUCUUGGCUACCAUAAAAGGCACCGAGUCAAGCACUGCAGACUAUUUUCUGAUGGAAGAGAAAAGUUUCAUAUCUAAAGAAAAGAGUGAAUGCAAAAAACCACCAUUCCAGAGAGUGAUUGGUCCUGAAGAAGGGCUAGUGCAGCUUUUGAACAGUUGGUUCCCAGAAGAAGGAUAUGUUGGAAGGAUUAUCUUUAAAACCCGAGAGGAAAAUUUAAAUGAGAGAAAUGUCUUUCAAGAAGCAAAGGAAGAAGCAGCCAUCAGCUCCGAGGAUGACAGUUUCUUUGUUCAGGUACACGAUGUCUCCCCAGAGCAACCACGCACCGUCAUCAAGGCUCCCCGCUUCAGCACGGCUCAGGAUGUCAUACAGCAGACUCUUUGCAAAGCGAAAUACUCCUACAGCAUUUUGAGCAAUCCAAAUCCAAGUGAUUAUGUGCUCCUGGAAGAGGUGACAAAAGAGCCAACAAACAAAAAGUCCUCAACAUCUAAACCAUCUCAGAGGAUUCUCUCUGAUCAAGAGUGUGUGUUUCAGGCCCAAAGCAAAUGGAAGGGAGCAGGAAAAUUUAUCCUGAAGCUCAAAGAACAGGUUCAGGCAGCACGAGAUGACAAAAGAAAAGGCAUCUCCUUUACCAGUGAACUGAAGAAGUUAACCAAGUCCAGUAAGCAGUACCGGGGGUUCAUGUCGCCCCCGCUGCAGGUGUUGUCGGACAGUCCCCACAGCAAGGAUGAAAGGGCCGCGUGCGGCUUGACCUUCAGUGACAUUGUGGAGUAGUCACUCCACUGCCUACGGUCUGUUCAGUGCCUUUGAAGGAUCCUGCUGUGGACUGAAGUGGUCAACAAUUGUGUGCCCUGUGCUACAGCUGCCUAAUCCAGGCAAUUCUGCUGGAUUAACAUCCAGAAUCUGGGAAUCCUAAAUGGGAUACUGUAGAUUGGAAAGAUGCCUGUCAGCUAUCAGAAGAUUCUGCUCUUCCCAUAUCUUCACAUCUGCAGAUUCUCCAUAGGCGGAUGGAGAAGUUUUCUUGGACUGUAUGUUGUAAACAAACAUGUGUCAUCACCCUCCCCUUUUUAAACAAAAGAUAAUUUUAGCUUGUUGCCUCUAAGGAAACUGAAGGCAGAGAACCAGAGUGUUCUUUUAUGUAUAUUAUUUUAAAAUAACGCACUUUUACCUGAAGAUUUCUGUUAAACACUGUGUUAAGUGAUUGUAAAGAGAUUUUAAUAUACUGUAACUUCCUUUGCAUAUCUGUUUAACUUUGGUGAAUAUCACAAAACACUCAAAAUUAUUUAUGGUUUAUCUACUUUAACAAAAUAAUGUACAAUAGCUAAAUACACCUAACUGGUAGUGAGACUUUGACAAGCAACAACAUUUUCUUCUUAUAAAUUCUUGUUUUCCAGGCUUGUGUUUAAAGAAAGAAUAUUUAUUAUCAUGUUCCAAAGUACAUGCCAUUGUAUAAUAUAUUUAUCAUAUACUACUUUUUAGAAAAUGCAGAUUUUUACCUCUCUCUGGAUUUAGAGGAAAAUAUGUUUGAACUUUUAUGGUUGUUUCUUUUCAGCACAAGAUGUUUAAUACCCCAAACUGACCAAAUUCAAAACAAUGCAUUGAUAAAUGUAAUUAACAUUUCAAAAUUUUGAAUUCAAAUACAUUUUUCCAUACAGUCAGAAACGUCUUUUUACUUAUCUGUUACAGAGAUUAUAAAGAACUUUUACACUAUAACUAUUGACAUUUUUGUUUACAUAGAAACACUGUUGUGAAGUUUUACGUUUGCUGAAUUCAUCUUUUGAUAUGUAAGUAAAUUAGUUGUGCUAGUCUUUUUUUUUAUUUCCAUGGGAGUUACUAAUGUGUUUAGUUACUUAAAACAAUCCAUAUUGUUACAGGGGCACAAAUUAAACAAUCAGAUCCCUUUGAUCUCCCACAAGAAAUGUGUCUGUGGCGAACAAAUUGCUCUGCACACGUUUUUGUCUCACUAGAGCAAUCCCUAAACAAGAGUAGUCUCAUGACAACUGAUGCCCCCCUAUUAAUUAGAAAAUGAAAUAGAAGAAAGAAGAGUCAUUAACUGUCAUAUAAACAAGCAGACAGAACCUGCAUUCUGUCACCAGAAACGAUGAAGUCUUUCACAAUACACUACAGAAAAUGCCUGUAAAGUAGCUAUUACCAAAGCAAAAAAGUGCCCUCUUGAGGUCAUUUCCAGCUUUCAGGAAAAAUAACUAUAGCCGUACAAAAAAAGUCAAAUUUCCUGGUGCCAUAUCCUCACAGAGGCCAUGCACCUCCCACUGCUUGUCUUUUACAAAAGUAAACUUUUGAACUGAUGCAGCACCCCCAACCACCUCCAAGCUCAGCCUCUUCACUCAUUAGUACCAACUUGAACACUGCACAUGCAUAAGACAAGACUGAUCCCGAGUAAAAUGUUAGCAGUGACAACUUACAUGUAGUUUUAUAUGCAGUUUGCUUUGGAAUUCUUUGGAGUUAUUGGGAAAUACUUAUAUCAACCUGCUGCGCAAUUCAACUAAUGCAACUAUUUUUUAAAUCUUAGCUUCAUUCUCCCUGUUAUUUUAACACAGUAGCAGAUUCACAUCACUAAGAAUUUUUUCUUUCUGGUGUUUUUGUGGCAUUUUAGAAACAAUACUUAAGGUUCCUGUAGUUUGCCCUUACCUGUCUGGCUUUUUUUUUUUUUUUGGAAGUGGUUUGUUGGGUUUUUUUAAUCUUUAGCAGCACUGAAAAUUCUUACCAUCACCUAAGUAUCACACACUGGCUAAUUAAUUAGAUCCAACAUACAAACCUUGGGGAAUCAAGGGACAACAGCAGCCAUGUCACAUUAACACAGGUCUAACACUAGCCUGAAGUCUGGUGGCAAUUUAAAAUCAGCAGAUUUUUACUAUUUCUACUAAUACAGUAAUUUUUCUAGCUGUGGGAACAGUUUAUUAAUAUGAAUAUCUUCCUCAUUAGUCUCACCAAAAGCUGCUUUUGCUGCUGUUUAUUACAGUGAAAGAGAAAAGUUUUUGGCUUUUUAUUUCAAACCCCAUAUUUUAGGCAUAUAGACAUCUGGAAUUGUGUAAGGCUAAUUACCCUGUUCUAGUAUUUUCAUUAAUGUUCAUAUAUCACUUAAUUUCAAGUUUAGGUAUUGGUAAGUAGCCAAGUAAACUUUUGUUAGUGAAACAUGGCACACUUUGGGGUGAAUUUGGAAAAGAAUUGCGAUACCCUUCCUUUUGUUGGGUCCAAGUUUCCUGAUAGUGAAAAUACACCACCACCUGAUGCAUUUAAUGGGGAGGGUGGUUAACUUUCUUGAAAGCUCAGUUAAGGAGCUUCCAUGUGCUGAAUUAUUAUGCUCAUAGGAAAUUUAUUCUCCUUAGCCACGGAUUUUAUUUCUGCAGGAAUAUUUGUCCACACCGUCCUGUGACAAGACUGACAAAAUAACUUUGUCCUUUUUUGUGCUUCUGGCUGGGCAUGGACAUCAAUUAGGAAAAUACAUUCAUUUUUACAUUACAAACUAUUUACAGGAAGCAGCUUCCAGGAUAAAAUCUGAAAGAAAGGAAUGUAAAUAAUCAACACCUUCCAGAAACAUGCUGUCUCUGAGCAGUAGCAGGCCUUGCACUGAACAGUUUACAGGUGGAAAUCUCAUGCUCCAUUGCCUAAUGGCAAAAAUACAGAAGCAUAUUCUUCUGUACUAUUUAAAAAACUGCUACUUUUCUACCAAGUUCUUAACUUCUCCCUGUGCAGCACGUGGUGCUUGCAGGGAGUUAUGGUAUGGGACGAAAGAUGGGCAGUCACAGCUCCUGCCUGUAUCAGCACUGCUCUGGCUGUAGGAACUGGGGCACACCAGGAGCUACUUCCUCUACUGCCUGAAGGGUUUCUUGUUUCUGUCUUACUGAUCCCAAACUAUAGCAGAAGACUAAAAAGUACUAUCUCAGUUUUAUUUUUUUAAACCUAGUCACAUUAUUUUUCUUGCUACAAAUAUUAGGUGAAUACUAGGUGAAGUGUCUCACCUUUUAGAAAGCUCUCUGCUUCUAGAAAUCACAUGCUUUGGAGAUUUAAAGACUUCAAGAUGGAAAUAUCUAAAUAUUUCAGGAACACUUUUUCUCUUACAUUCAUAGUUUAUUUUCAAAAAAGAAGACCUUGCUGGUAGCUUUACAUUUCAGUGAAAGGCUGAGUCUGCAGCUUCUGAAACUGAACUGUCUGCUCUGCUCUGCUCUGGCUCUUUGAAUGCUUCAAUUAGCAUUUGGUUUUUAAUCACUGUCAGUUAUUAUUCCACUAUAAAACUCAGUUUACUUUUAGGGUAGCCCACUAAAUGUACCAAUGGUGGCAUUUUUUUCCUGUCUGUGAUAGAUGUUUUGCAACUUAAAUAGUAAUAGACUUUUGGCAGAGUUAGCAAAUUAAACACAAAAAUAAAUAGCAGUAAAUAAGAUUUUUGCUCCAAUAGAUGUAUAGGCUCUUUCAGAAUGACUUAGUUGAACAGUUGUCUUUCUCUGCCUCUUAAAGCAUGUCAGAGUAUUCUGACAAUGCAACAUCACUAUGUGCCAGUCUCUAUAUGUUUGGAAACUAUGAAAAAUGAAAAAUUUCAAAAAUUUCCACCUGGACUAUUUUCUCUCUGCUGACUUGAAGAAUAAACCUGUAUUUGUAUAUGUUGUAAAAAAAAUAAAUGGUUUAAGAUGUUCA
Molecule: messenger RNA, 11283 nt
Organism: Neopelma chrysocephalum (saffron-crested tyrant-manakin)
Lineage: Eukaryota; Metazoa; Chordata; Aves; Passeriformes; Pipridae
Gene: PLCE1
Product: phospholipase C epsilon 1
Exons: 33
Coding region: 523-7407 (2294 amino acids)
Biological process (GO): phosphatidylinositol-mediated signaling; lipid metabolic process; small GTPase-mediated signal transduction
Molecular function (GO): guanyl-nucleotide exchange factor activity; phosphatidylinositol-4,5-bisphosphate phospholipase C activity
Source: RefSeq, a predicted model, not a curated record